AAUGUGGAUAGUCUCCCCAUCUUAUGUCUAUAGUUUGUUCUUGUACGAUUAUACCUGAUAAUGCAUCAAGCGGGAUCGGGUUAUGUACUGUACGUACUUUUGUACCUCUAAAUAAAUGAUUGGUCGAAUCGAUUGGUCUUAGAAUGGCAUCCAAACCGGGUCGAGGUUAAUAGGCUGGGGGAUCUCUACAACGACAACGCUAUUAAUUACUUCGGAAAAAUCUCGAAGAGAGAAAAGCCAUGGGCGUUAGACGGAUUCCUUAAUCCCACAAACGAAAAAACACGACUGGCGAAAAGCAAGACCGCGUUUAUAUGUAUUUUUAUUAUUACGUAUAAAUAAACGUAGUAAGAAAGCGUAUAUUCUUUUUAUUUUUGGAGUCUCCGGAACGAAUUAAUCAAAUUCCCACAAAAUCGAUAAUCUCGCGUUAACCGAUCGCCCACCGUGUUCUUAACUCUUCUCGCGGGCGUAGCUGCGGGGAAAGAUGGUUUUCCCAGUCGAAAAUUAUAAAAUGUCACGUUCGACCACGUGGCGAGAUUGACCGGUAAAUGUAUCAGAGAACUACGUCAAUAAUCUAAACGUCGACCGUAUCGCGUAUAAGUUCGCCGGUGUAAAAAUUCCGAAAGUAAAUUUAUAAUUACGUCACGCUAAUUUUUCGCCGUCGUCUUUAAUAAAACAUUAAAAUGUACCGGUACAUUAAUUUAAAUGACGUAAAAUUUGUUUUCCUUGCUCCGGGAAGGGGGCGCCAAUUAACGUUUUGCCCAAGGGAAAGGAAAAGAUUGGUACCGAAAACAGCCGCCGCGGCGCUUUCCGAACGGGCGAGUUACGGAACGACAAUUAAUUAAUCGGCCGACGUUUUGCCGACGUAAACGAUAAACGGGCAAUUUUUAAAGAUACGGGAGAUAGCGUUCCGGUUCGGCCGUAGUGGAAAGACACCCAGGCCUUAUCUUCCCGGGAGAUUAGUGACUCCGACCCUCUUCCCGACACUCCGCGCGCGCCGACGAAGUAAUCUCGGUGGGACGGCGGGCGCCGGGUCAGAUUCUUCGACUUUCUCGCGACAUGAACGGGAAGAAAGAGGAACCCGACGCGGCCACGCCUCUGUUAGCCUCCGCCUCCCGGGAACCCUAUCCCAAGGCCGUUUUCUUCUUGGUGGGAAACGAGUUUUGCGAACGCUUCUCCUACUACGGACUCAGAGCGGUGCUGACGCUAUAUCUGACCGCCGAACUGGGGUACGAGGAUAAGACCGCCACCGCCGUCUUCCACGCCUUCACCAUGCUGUGUUACUUCACCCCCCUCUUCGGAGCCUCCCUGGCCGACUUCCUUUGGGGCAAGUUCCGCACCGUGGUCGUUCUGUCCUGCGUCUACGCGCUGGGAGACGUUCUACUGUCGGUUUCCUCCGUUCCCCAUCUUCUUCCCGCCAGGGCCUUUUCCCUCUGCGGUCUGGUGGCCGUAGCCUCGGGCACCGGGGGCAUCAAACCCUGCGUUUCUUCUUUCGGAGGAGACCAAUUUCCGCCGCACCAGGAAGAACGGCGCCGGAAGUUCUUUUCGCUCUUUUACUUGGCCAUCAACUUCGGCAGUUUGGUGUCCAUGCUGCUCACCCCCGUCCUCAGAGCCGACGUCCACUGUUUCGGCCGGGCCACCUGCUUCCCCUUGGCCUUCGGUCUUCCCGCCGUUUUGAUGGUCGUCUCCACGGUCGUUUUCGUGGCCGGAAGACCCUUCUAUCGGGCGGCGGCUCCCUCCGGCAAUGGAGCCGCUCGAGUGUUCCGGUGCGUGGCGUACGCCGUAAGAAGGAGGUGGAAAUCGAAGGAAGAGGAAAAACGCGCCCACUGGUUGGAUUACGCCGACGACGGCUACGACGCCAAAACCAUCUCCGAUGCCAAAAUCUGCCUGCGUCUGCUACCCCUCUUCCUGCCUCUUCCGGUCUUCUGGGCGCUGUUCGACCAACAGGGUUCUACUUGGACGUUGCAAGCCACCAAGCUGGAUACGUCGAUGGGAGGAUACCGGCUGAAUCCCGACCAACUGCAAGCGGUUAAUCCACUGCUGAUCGUCCUCUUCGUCCCGCUGUUCGAGUCGGCGGUGUAUCCCCUGCUGGACAGGUGCGGUUGGCCCACCAGACCUCUGCAGAGAAUGACGGUCGGAGGUUUGCUGACGGCGCUUUCUUUCGUCCUGGCCGGAUUUCUUCAGUUGUCCGUGGAGAGUAACGUCUCCUCCCUUCCUCGGGGUUACGCGGGUCUGCGGAUAAUCGACGCUCUUCCCUGCGGCUCCGGCCCGCAACUUCCGUCGGACUGCCGACCCGGCACUUAUUUCCUAUCCGACCACGCUCUCUUUGUCUUCCGGUCCCGCCCCGUUUUCCACCAGAUGGAGGAAGACUUUGAGAAUCCUAAGACGGGGGAGGCUCGAAUCGGAAUAUUUUCUCCUCCGGAGAAUUCUACUUUUCGUUUUGUAAAUCCUCCCGGCGGUCCGGCCAGUACGUAUCUCCAUUUGGAAUCCGGAGAAUACGGGGUGUACGUGUUCUACCGUGGCCGUGUCGAAAAUAGCACCUUUGUUUUCGAGAGCGGAGUAAAUUACGACCUAAUCGUCGACCGGGAUGGAAAAUUGGUCUGGAAGAGUGGACGAAACGUCCCGCCCGCCUCUCCUUCCGUCCUGUGGCAGAUACCGCAAUACUUCCUCAUCACCGCCGGAGAAAUUAUGUACUCUAUCACCGGACUGGCUUUUUCUUACGCUCAGGCACCCGAAAGCUUGAAAUCGUUCAUCCAGGCUUCCUGGUUUCUGACUACGGCUUUCGGAAACCUGAUAGUUCUCGUUAUUGCCGAGAUAAGAAUAUUCGAAAAACAGUCUUAUGAAUUCUUCUUAUUUGCCGGACUGAUGGUUUUGGACAUGAUAGUUUUUGCUAUACUGGCCAGUUUUUACAAAUAUGUCAAAUCAACCAAGUAGCCAUAGAACUGUUCAUUAUUCUUGGGACUAAGAUCAAUUUCAAAAAUGUAAUGUAUAUAUAUUGUAAUGUUUGAAUAAUUUGUCAAUCCACUAAUAUAUUUCCAAUGCAUA
Centruroides sculpturatus (bark scorpion) is the source of this 3042-nucleotide messenger RNA. Its product is annotated as solute carrier family 15 member 1-like. The record is from RefSeq and is a predicted model, not a curated record. Gene Ontology annotation, cellular component: membrane. The coding region runs from base 1057 to 2931 and encodes 624 amino acids. Gene Ontology annotation, biological process: transmembrane transport. Lineage: Eukaryota; Metazoa; Arthropoda; Arachnida; Scorpiones; Buthidae. Gene Ontology annotation, molecular function: dipeptide transmembrane transporter activity. The transcript has 20 exons.